AUGUCUCUAAGAAAUUUCAUACAAUCUUUUAAACAAUUCUUUGAGUUUGACGAAAAAGUACCAGAAAAAACAAUAGUAACACAACAUCGAAAUCAUCCACCCUCUCAACUCUUAGCAUUUAUCAAUAUUAUCAAAUCCGAACUUGAUAAACUUGCAAGUGGUGGACAAAGUUUUAUUGCCGAUUUGAAAACGCUCAAAUUCAAUGCCAUACCAGACGCUCUAAUCUUAUGUGAAUACGCAACAAAUAUCAUUCUCGGAAAUCCAAUCGAUGAUAGUCUUUUAGAAACGGAAAAGAUCGUUGUUAUGCUUUAUACUUUGCCAAGCAACAGUCACUUCGGUACUGUCAUGAGUAAAAUUUUCAUCGGUAGUUUGUGGAAACAACUGUCACAUCCACCUACCAGUUUCCUGACACAUGUUGGUUAUCAAUGGAGAUCUGCCGAUGGAUCUGGUAAUAACCUGGCAUAUCCCAAUAUUGGUAAAUCUGGACAAAAAUAUGUUCAAAAUUGUCGCUCGAAACGAUCUCAAACGAAUGAUCUUCCAGAUCCAGGUUUAAUAUUUGACGAACUCUUGAGACGAUGUCCCGACCAAGAUGGUCAAUUUAAAAAAAGCGAAUCUCUCAUCUCAAGCAAUCUCUUCUAUUUUGCAACACUUAUCACGCAUGACCUAUUCAAUACAGAUCCAGUCGAUAGAAGUAUCAAUGCAACAACAAGCUAUUUGGAUUUGAGUCCACUCUACGGUUGGACAAAAGAAAUUCAAGAUUCUAUUCGAACUGGUUCGAACGGUCUUCUUAAAUCGGAUCAAUAUGCAGAUACUCGAUUUUGGAUUCAACCUGCUGGUGUAACGGCUUUGCUUGUUCUCUUUAGUCGAAAUCACAAUUAUCUCGCAGAAAAUCUUCUAAAAAUCGAUGAAAAUAAUCGAUUCAGUUCUCUCGAAGACAAAAAACGGGAUGAAGCACUCUUUCAAACUGCACGACUCAUUAAUGAACGAACUUAUGUCAAUAUUAUUUUACAUGAUUAUUUACGAGUCAUAUUCGGAGUUAAUCGAGUAGAAAAUUCAUGGACAUUGGAUGUUCGACAAGAUUUUUCAACUAUCGAUAUUGGUAGUGAUCUUCCUAUGGCAACUGGAAAUCAAUGUUCAAUUGAAUUCAAUUUUUUGUAUCGAUGGCAUCAUGCAACAAGUGUCGAAGAUGAAAUAUGGCUUGAAAAUGAACUUUCGAGACUUCUUGGCAAUUGGAAAAAUAUGGAUAUGAAAAUGAUGUUUCAAAAAUUGGCAGAGUUAAAAGACGGUCAAAAGCACAAUUCUCUACUAGUUCGUCGUGAAGAUGGUCGUUUCGAAGAUAACGAUCUUGCAAGAGCACUUAUUGAUGGCUGUAAGAAUGUUUCUGGUGCUUUCGGUGGUCAAAAUACUCCUGUUGCUUUUCGCAAUAUGGAAAUAAGUGGUAUCUUGCAUGCACGAAGCAUGGGUGUCUGUACUCUAAAUGAAUAUAGGCAUUUUCUUCAUCUAAAAAAAUAUGAAUCAUUCGAAGAUUUGAAUCCAGAAUUAACUGAACAAUUGGCUAAACUCUAUAAAACGAUUGAUGAUGUGGAAUUGUAUCCUGGUCUUCUCUGCGAACGAAGAAAACCUGCUGUUGACGGAAGUGGACUUUGCCCCGGUUAUACGACUUCACUUGCCAUUUUGUCUGAUGCAACAGCACUCGUUCGAGGCGAUCGAUUCCAUUCCAAGGAGGCAACCCAUUUUAAUCUCACUACUUUCGGUAUGGAAGAUAGUCAAUCUAUUGAGACGAUUGAUUAUGGUACUCUCAUAGGAAGCAAGUUAAUUUCACGACAUUUGAACAGUGUCUACAACAAGAACAAUAUUUAUGCGAUGUUUCCUUUUACGUUGCCCAGUGAAACAUGGAAGAAUUUAGGUGAAAACGGAACGAACUAUGAUUUCACUGCGCCAUUAUAA
Molecule: messenger RNA, 1947 nt
Organism: Rotaria sp. Silwood1
Lineage: Eukaryota; Metazoa; Rotifera; Eurotatoria; Philodinida; Philodinidae
Source: the annotation of a GenBank genome assembly